Messenger RNA from Alnus glutinosa, 2618 nucleotides. Its product is annotated as O-fucosyltransferase 9. NCBI's taxonomy places the organism in Eukaryota, Viridiplantae, Streptophyta, Magnoliopsida, Fagales, Betulaceae. Bases 657 to 2360 code for a protein of 567 amino acids. The record is from RefSeq and is a predicted model, not a curated record. The transcript is spliced from 10 exons.
UCAGAAAAAAAGCCGCUUUAAAAAGGCCUUUGCGUAUGGUUUGAAAGGACGAUUCUGAUUUUUCUCGAAUCCAGGUGCCCCCCACUCCUGCGAAUCCCACAAGUGGCAGUCCCACUAUCCGAGCUGACCCCUCUGUCCGUGACUCCCGCAAGCACAAAACACCAACAUAAACACCACCUCCUCUCCCUAUCGCCCCGAAAAACGUCAAUCCCUGCCACGUGAUCUUCUUUAUUGAAUUGCCGCCUCAACAACACACACACACCACCAAUCCUCUCUCUCUCUCUAUCUCUCGCAUCAACCGACACAGUAGUAACUCUCUCUGCUUCUCCUCCCCCGUAGAUUCUUUCUCUCCCCUGCUCCAUCACUGUGAUGCAUUUACUGCAUUACCUCCCCCGUUUGUUUCUCGAGAGAAAAAGAAGAAGGUCCGGAUGUUCCAACUGUAAAGCUAUCCACUUUUUUACUCGGCCUUUAUUACUGUUCACCUCGAAAGUAAUAAAGAAAUAACAACGCUGUGAGCUUUGCUUCUAGUCUCAGUUCACGAACGGAGCCAUUUAAACUGAAAAGAAAAUGCGAAAUUUUCAUUCUAAGCUGAUAAAUCUCCGAUCCUAGCAAAUCCGGGGGAAUUGUCUCUGCUCAAAACCCUAGGCCCGUCUUCAAUGCACGGAUACAGCCGCCUCGGCACCGCUCGGUCGAAUGCCACGUCGUCGCCUCCGUCCUCGCCGCGGUUCCGCCACGGGCGAAGCAAGACCAGCGGUGGCAGAGUGUCGAAGCAGAGCUUGGUGGAGAGGAUGGUGGUCGUUCUCGUAUCGACGGUUUUUCGGCGGAGAGGCGUGCUCUUGUUGGCGCCGUUCUUGUACUUUUCGGGGAUGCUCUUGUACAUGGGCUCCAUGGGCUUCGACGUCGUUACUUUGAAGAACACUGUUGGCGUUGUUGUGCACAAGCGCGCGCCGACGGGCUCGGUAUAUAGGAGUCCUCAGGUGUUCGAGAAGCUCUGGCCUUUCAUGGAGCGCGAGAGCAAUGGAAGCGCCAAUGCGUUGAUGACAGUAUGGAGUUCAAAUGUGCAUCAAGCUUGGAGGCCCUGUGUUGACAAGAAUAUUUCGAAAACAGAAUUUCCAAAAUCAAAUGGUUUUCUAAUCAUUGAAGCAAAUGGAGGGUUGAACCAACAACGCUUAUCGAUAUGUGAUGCAGUUGCGGUGGCUGGAUUACUAAACGCAUCUCUUGUCAUUCCAAUUUUUCAUUUAAAUAGUGUCUGGCGAGAUUCCAGCAAGUUUGGGAAUAUAUUUGAUGAAGAUUUCUUCAUAAAUGCGCUCAAAAAUCAUGUUAAUGUGGUCAGAGAGCUCCCAGAAGAUAUACGCCAGCGGUUUGACAAUAAUAUAAGCAACAUUGUGAAUUUGAGAGUAAAAGCUUGGUCAAGUCCAACUCACUACUUCCAAAAGGUCCUUCCAAAGCUGCUGGAACUGGGGGCUGUACGCAUUGCACCCUUCUCCAACAGAUUGGCUCAGGCAGUUCCUUCAAAUGUACAAGGGCUUAGAUGUUUUGCCAAUUAUGAAGCACUAAGGUUUUCAGAACCUAUAAGAACGCUAGCAGAAAAGAUGGUUGAUCGGAUGGUUAAAAAUAGCUCCCACAGUGCUGGUAAAUACGUUUCAGUGCAUCUUCGUUUUGAAGAGGAUAUGGUUGCAUUUUCGUGCUGUGAAUAUGAUGGUGGGGAGGAAGAGAAACAUGAAAUGGAUAUUGCACGAGAAAGAAGUUGGAGAGGAAAAUUCAGAAGAAGGGGUAGAGUAAUAAGGCCUGGUGCAAAUCGGGUGGAUGGAAAAUGCCCAUUAACUCCAUUGGAGGUCGGAAUGAUGCUUAGGGGCAUGGGUUUCGAUAAUACCACCUCGGUAUAUGUUGCUGCAGGAAAAAUCUAUAAAGCAGAAAAAUAUAUGGCUCCACUUAAACAGAUGUUUCCACGUUUAGAAACGAAAAAUACUUUAGCUACUCCUGAAGAACUUGCUCCAUUUCAGGGCCAUUCAUCUAGGUUGGCUGCCCUUGAUUACACGGUGUGUCUUCACAGUGAAGUAUUUGUCACAACUCAGGGUGGAAAUUUUCCCCACUUCUUGAUGGGUCACAGGCGUUAUUUCUAUGGAGGACAUGCUAAAACAUUCAAACCUGAUAAGAGGAAAUUAGCAAUAUUAUUUGAUAGUCCUGAUAUCAGAUGGGAAGACUUCAGCCGACAGAUGCAAGACAUGCUUCGCCACAGUGAUCAUAAGGGAAUUGAAUUGAAAAAGCCCAGCGGAUCACUCUACACAUUUCCUGCGCCAGAUUGCAUGUGUAUACAAGCAGCAAGAAAUGAAAAUAGUAACACGACGAGACUUGUUUGAAACUCUGAAUACACAAAUACUUAGGGUUACAGAUUUUUCUAUACCUGUAUUUUGUAGUGUCUUAUUCAAUUGAAUUCUUGAGUUAUUCUUUCAUUUGAGUUGACCAGAGAGUUUCCAAGGGUUUGAUUCUUUGAGGUUCAUUGAAUCAGUAGAAGUGGUAGUUUGGCCUCAAUAUUCAAUGUACAUGAUAUUGUAAUUUGUAAUAGUUCACUCAAGUAAUCUUUCAUUAAAUAACAUAUUGUUCAUUUCUUUUGCUGA